Messenger RNA from Erigeron canadensis, 2775 nucleotides. Its product is annotated as TMV resistance protein N-like. Gene Ontology annotation, molecular function: ADP binding. Bases 90 to 2372 code for a protein of 760 amino acids. Lineage: Eukaryota; Viridiplantae; Streptophyta; Magnoliopsida; Asterales; Asteraceae. Gene Ontology annotation, biological process: defense response; signal transduction. The record is from RefSeq and is a predicted model, not a curated record. The transcript is spliced from 3 exons.
UAAUCUGCAACUUCUUAUUAUUGUACUGGUGACAAUCAGUAGCCUGUAUCGAAACCAGAUUAUAUAUUUCAAAAAUCAUAUUGUAACUGAUGGCCAAAGUUACUCGUACAAUCAAGGCUUUCGCUGUUAUGGCAGUUGUGGCAUCCAUCGUACAAUCUGCAACUUCACCACCACCACCACCACCAUUAUUAUCUUUGUCUUCUAGGACAUGGAAAUAUGACGUGUUUCUUAGUUUUAGAGGACAAGACACUCGCAAGACUUUUUUAGACCAUCUCUACUCGGCUCUUGAACAGCAAACAGUGCGUGCUUACAAAGACGAUGAAACACUUCCCCGGGGUGACACCAUUGGUCCAUCUCUCUUAGAGGCUAUCCAAGAAUCGCAAAUUGCCCUCAUCGUGUUCUCCAAAAACUAUGCCGAGUCUUCUUGGUGUUUGGAUGAACUUGCAUACAUAAUGAAAUGCAAGGAGGAGAGAGGCCAAACUGUUAUCCCCAUAUUUUAUGACGUGACUCCCUCUGAUGUAAGAAAACAGAACGGGCAAUUUGGCAAAGCUUUUUCCAAACAUAAUAAGUCAGCUAAAUUUGAAACUUGGAGAAAAGCUCUCUCUGAUGCAAGCAACAUGGCUGGAUGGGAACCCAAGCAUAUAGCCAACGGGCAUGAAGCAGUUGGCAUCAAAGUAAUUGUCGAUGCCGUUGUAGAUAAAUUGUUAUAUCUUAAUUCAGAUGUUGAUGAAAACCUUGUUGGAAUGGGGCCUCGCUUUGAAUAUAUUGAAUCAAAAUUGCAAAUUGGGUCAUAUGGUGUGCGAAUGAUCGGGAUAUGGGGAGUUGGGGGUGGUGGUAAAACCACUCUUGCCUUUUUUGUCUAUAUGAAAAUCCGUGAUCGUUUUCAUGGUCACUGCUUUAUUGAGAAUAUUCGAAAAAAUUCAGAAAAAUAUGGCAUACAACAGCUACAGAAAAAAGUUCUAUCAGAUGUUUUGAAAAAAGAGGUAACGGUGGAGAGUGUUCUAGAAGGAAGACUCAAGAUUCAAGGCAUGUUAUCUCGUAGGAAGGUCUUGCUUGUUCUUGAUGAUGUUGAUGACCUUGAGCAAUUGGAGGCAUUGGCAGGAUCAAAUGAUUGGUUUGGUGGGGGGAGCAGAAUAAUAGUCACAACAAGAAAUGAGCAUUUACUUAUAGCUCACAGGGUAGACGAGGUCUGUCCUGUCAGUUUAUUAUCAGUUGACGAAUCUCUUCGACUCUUUGAAAGAUAUGCAUACCAGGAGAAUAACCCCGUAGAAGAUUAUGACAAACUUUCUUGUCAAGUGGCUUGUCAUUUUCAGGGGCUCCCGUUAGCACUUAAGAUUAUAGGUUCUUCUCUUUAUGGAAAAGACAAGAAUGAGUGGAUUAGUACCUUGGAUAAGUUAAGAGAAAUACCAAAUCCUAAGGUCAUAGAUCACCUUAAAGUAAGUUACGAUGGACUUGAGCAUGAUGAGAAACAAAUUUUCUUAAAUAUUGCAUUAUUCUUAAGAGGGUGCAACAAAGAAAACGCGAUGAGUAUACUUGAAGCGUGCGGAUUUCACUCUCACAUAGGGAUAAAGGUUUUGAUACAAAAGGCGUUAAUAAGUAUUUCUUCAGAGGGAUUUCUUGAUAUGCACGAUCUGGUUCAAGAAAUGGGACACCACAUUGUUAAAGGAGAACACCACAACAAUCCUGAAAAAGGUAACAGAGUUUGGCGAUCUCAAGUGAUUGAAGCCAUCCAAUAUCAAAAUGAAUUAUUGGAAUUCUGCAAACCUCCUGAUGCUUCAUAUUCAAUGCGAUACAUGCCUAACCAUAUUUCAAACAUUAAGCUAUUAAGAUUCCUGGAAGUGAUUAUUUGGCAUGUGCAUGCCAAUUGUCGUGGAGAGCUUAAUUUCAUUUCAAUGCUGCUUCCUGACUCUUUUCAUCCAGGGAGGCUACUUAUUCUACAUAUAGGCGCCACCUUGCAAAUAGAGCAUUGGAAGGGUGAUACGGAGCAGGAACCACGUUUGAAAGAGAUCCAUCCCUCAAAUUCCCCGUUAUUAGAGAAAUUCAACAAAGAUUUUACAGGAUCACUAAUAAAGAGACCUGGUUGUACUGGACUCCCAUAUCUUCAGUUAAUGGUAACCUCAUGCUUGACUAAUAGAGCCUAUGGCUCACAUACUGUGUACGUACGUUUAGGUUUUUGUAAAAUUUGGUGGGACUUAAUGAUCGACGAAAAGAUGUGUCAGGUGUGUCCAGGGCCGGGGCGAAUUUUUUGUACGGAUAUGACAAAAAUCAACUUAGAUGGUGUAAAUACGAAAUUUUGGUUAAAAGUUUGCAAAACUACAAAACCGGUGUCUAAGACACCGGUCUUAAUGAUUUUAGCCAAAGCCGGUGUCUAAAAGACCGGUCCUAUCAUACAUGACAACCUAAAGCUAGUGUCUUGGACACCGGUUUUCAUAUUUUAUGACAAAAAUGGCAACUUAGAGGCAGGUUUUCUGGAGUUUUUUCCUUUAGACAUCGGUUUUCGUAGUUUUGCAAACUUUGAACCAAAAUUUCGUAUUUGCACCAACUAACUUGAUUAUUGUCGUAUUCGUACAAAAAAAUUCAACAGGGGCGGAUGUGUUGUAUAUCUAGGGGGGGGGGGGGGGUAAUGCCCCCAAUGGGCUGUCCAAAGCUGCAUUUUUUGUUGUUGUAAAAUUUGGUGGGACUUAAGAAGAAAUGUUAUCUUGGUAAUUAUCGAUAUCUCAUGUAACUCAUUUUAAUAUUACUUAUAUAAAAUACAACUGCUCAGUAUUUUGGUAA